Opisthocomus hoazin is the source of this 2948-nucleotide messenger RNA. The record is from RefSeq and is a predicted model, not a curated record. Lineage: Eukaryota; Metazoa; Chordata; Aves; Opisthocomiformes; Opisthocomidae.
GGGGCCGCGGCCCUCCAGGAGCUGCAGGAGUACGUCCUCUUCCCGCUGCGCUUCGCCCUCAAGGUGCCGGGGCCCAAGCAGGAGCGCCUGGUGCAGAGCGUGCUGCAGUGCAUCUCCUCCGUCCUCGCGGCGACGUGCGUGAAGAAGCAGGAGCUCCUGCAGGAGCUUUUCUCUGAGCUCUGCACGUGCCUCGCUCCGCUGUCCGGCUCGAGCAAACCCGCCCCGCUGUCAGAGGAGCUGAAGCUGGCCGUAAUCCAGGCCCUCCACACCCUGAUGCAUUCAGCGUACGGGGAUGUCAUCUUGUCCCUGUAUCAACCUUCCACCCUCCCCCUCUUAGGAUUUGCUGUGUCUUUGCUUCUAGGCCUAGCAGAGCAAGAAAAAGCAAAGCAAAUUAAGAUCUCUGCUUUGAAGUGCCUGCAGGUCCUAGUUCUGCAGUGUGACUGCCAGGAGCAUCGGCACCUGGACGAGGACGAGGCACAGCAGUGCGGGGAUUUGUUUGCUUCUUUUCUGCCUGGAAUUUCCAUUACGCUGUCUCGGGUUGUUACUGGAGACAUCAAACAAGGUCACAAAACCACCGUUUCUGCCAUCAGACUCUUUUAUCUGAUUGUUGGCUUGGUCAUGGCUGAUGGGCAGCUAGCCAGAGUUCCGAAGAAUAAAGAAAAGCUGCCAGCGGAACGAAGCAGAAUAACAGAACUAAUGGUCCAUAGAGGACCUGAUUGGAGUAAAAGUACUGCCGAAAAACUCUCUCUCCUCCUGCAUAAAAUGGUUGAAUUUUCUUCAGUUCACCCACACUGGAAAGUCAGACUGGAGCUGGUGGAGCUGGUCCACCACUUACUGAGGAACUGCAGCCGGUCGCUGGUGGGCUCGUUCAGUCAUCUCUUAAAGGCCUUGGUUGGGCUGGUGACCGAUGAAAACAGCGAAGUCCAAAGCCGGUGUAACGAGGUUCUGCAGGGCAUUGCAGAGCAGAGGAUCGUGGCACAGAACAGGGCUCUUGCUGACGUCCUCUCCGAGAACCUCCAUUCCCUUGCCACAGCUCUUCCUCGCCUGAUGAACUCUGAGGAUGACAUGGGCAAGUUUUCCACUUUGAGCUUGUUGCUUGGCUAUUUGAAGCUGCUGGGCCCCAAGAUUAACAUCGUCCUCAACUCCGUAUCCCACCUCCACCGUCUGUCCAAGGCGCUGAUGCAGGUUCUGGAGCUGGACGUGACAGACGUGAAGAUAGUGGAAGACAGACGCUGGGGCUGCGAGAGCGCCUGCGGGCCUUCGGGCUCCUUGCAGCACGGUGUGCUGAAGGGCGGAUGCCAGAAGAAAUACUUCCGCUUCUUCACGGAGGAGAAAGUUUUCCGGCUCCUUCAGCAAGUUUGUCGCGUUCUUGGCUACUACGGGAACCUCUAUUUGCUCGUGGACCACUUCAUGGGGCUGUACGGAGAAUCUGCCCUGUACCGAAAGCAGGCAGCCAUGGUCCUCAAUGAGCUGAUCGCAGGAGCUGCUGGAGUGGGAGUGGAUGUCCUUCAGGAAAGGGAAGAUUCGCUGAACAUGGAUGAUCUCAAAGCGUCCGUAACGUCCAUUCUCGACGAGUACACAGACCAGGCGAACUGGUAUUUGAUCACCAGCAUUGAUACAGAAGAAAUCAGCCAGGAGCAGUCUGUGCAACGUUCAGGACUCACUGCCCGUCCGGGAGGCGCGUGCAACGGCCUUCUCCUUCCGUCCCCAGAGCCGCAGGUAACGACCCGCACUAUGAACAGCAACAUCUGGCAGAUCUGCAUCCAGCUGGAAGGCGUCGGCUGCUUCGCUGCUGCCCUCGGGAAGGAGUUCCGGUUGCUUCUGCUGUCAGCUCUCUACCCUGUGUUGGAAAAGGCUGGUGACAAGACUCUGCUCAUCAGCGAGACGGCGCUGGGGACGCUGGUAGACAUAUGCGAGGCCUGCGGUUAUGACUCUGUGCGGUCUUUGAUUAAUGAGAAUUCUGACUAUCUGGUGAACGGGAUUUCCCUGAAUUUGCGCCAGCUGGCACAUCAGCCACACGCUUCCCAGGUCCUGGACACCAUGCUCCGACAUUCCGAUGCCAGCUUGCUGCCUCUGGUAGAAGACGUUAUCCAGGACGUCUUGUCGGCACUAGAUCAGUCUUACAGUAGCCAGGCUUCCACUUUCCUCCGGGUCCUCCACUCAGUGAUGGCAGCUUUAGUCCAGUGGUUUGGACCGUCCUGCGGUGAGGAACACCAGCAAAGGCCGACUGCCGAGCAGCGGAGCAGGACUUUGUCCCAGGGGCAGCAGGUGGUGACAAAGCAAGAAGUGGAGCAAUUCUUCCUCGACUAUGUCAGACAGAAGCAGAUCGCAGAGGGCAAUCUUCCUGACCCAGGGGAUGAGGAGGCAGAUGAGGUUCCCCCCCUUGCUAAGAUGGAGCCAAACAACCCCGACACAGGAGAAGCACCACUGCCAGCCCAUGCUCAGCUGGCCAAAGACGUGAUGGAGAGGUGCAUCCACUUGCUGUCUGACGGGAACCUCCGAGUGCGGCUGAAGGUCCUGGACGUGCUGGAGCUCUGCGUGACUGUGCUGCAUCCUCACGGAAACCAUCUGCUCCCCAUGGCUCAUCGUGUCUGGCCAGCUCUCGUCACCCGGCUGAUCAGCGAUGACCCCCUGGCAGUGCUCAGAGCCUUCAAGGUGCUGUGUACCCUGGCUGAACGGUGUGGGGACUUUCUGAGGCAGAGGUUCUCCAAGGAUGUCCUGCCUAAGCUGACCAGUUCCCUCCUCAGCCAGGCCCCAGCAAGUGCCAGAGCCGGGCCGGUGUACAACCACACGCUUGCCUUCAAGCUGCAGCUGGCUGUGUUGCAGGGACUGGGCUCUCUGUGCGAGAAGUUGGACAUGGGCGAGAGUGACCUGAAUAAAGUGGCAGAUGCCUGCCUGAUUUACCUCAGUGCCAAGCAACCCAUGAAGCUGCAAGAAGCUGCCCAGAG